AUGGCGUCGUGCGAUGAUUCCGAUCAAGAAAAGAAAGACUUGUUGGAAGUGGGAAGCACACCUCGUACUUUGAUGGCAGGCGUAGUCGAAAAAAGUGCGGGAUCUUCACUACCUCUCGCCUCAACUCUGAUUUCUUCCGAAUAUGAUGUUCCGAAUAUUCAUACCGAGGACAAAGGAAAAUCGCCAUGUUUCCAAAAGGCUCAAACAGUCAUAGAUGAAGAUGAGAGUUUAGAGAUUAAGUCAACAGGAAAUUAUGAAGAAAAAUUUCACGUGGAUCAUCAGCGAAUUGAUUCUGAUAUACUGCCUCAAAACAACACCACGACGGCGCAAUCUUGUGGUCUGACUACAGAUACACUCGAAGCGGCAUCAAAAGGUCAAGAUGAAACCUUAGUCACAGUACCUAUUGCGAAGUUACAGCGAUUGGUAGAAUACUGCAUACAAGUUUUACAUGAAAGCCGAAAAACAAUCAAAAGCGCUCAAAUAGACCAAGAGAGGAAUAGCACGGAAGUAGUACAUGAUAAUUCUCAACUUUGA
This is a messenger RNA of Botrytis sinoallii, 534 nucleotides long. RefSeq lists its product as uncharacterized. The record is from RefSeq and is a predicted model, not a curated record. The transcript has 2 exons. Lineage: Eukaryota; Fungi; Ascomycota; Leotiomycetes; Helotiales; Sclerotiniaceae. Bases 1 to 534 code for a protein of 177 amino acids.